GCUUGUCAAAUUGCUGCCCUCGCACAUUGUUAAAGCUUCGAGCAGGUCGCGACGCGCGCUCAGUCCUUGUGCAAACGGCGGCACGACAGCACAGUCUCCUAUUCCUCUGCGUCCGGCUAAUCAUUGUGCAAACCAAAAAAAAAAAAACAAAUAAAAUACAUUCUCAUUAUUUCUGGCAUUUUAUUACACGCAUUAAUUGCGCAAUUGCGAAAUGCAACAAUAAGCGAGAAGGUGGACGCAGUCAAAUACAUAAAUUAUAAUUGUGAAAAAUACGAAGCAUUUAAAGUGUCAAGUGCGAAGUGAGAAAGUGAGAAAUGAGCCACUGCAAUUGGCCACACAAUCGGAAUCUGUAUCAGCACCAGAACCAGAACCAGAAGCAGAAUCGCAAUCGGAAUCUGCUGCUACAACAAAGGCAAAGGAAACCGUUACAGAUGCAGAAUCAACAAGCGAACCACAGUGAAAGGAGCAACCAAGGAUCAACCAGAAUCGCCAGGCCGAUGAGGCAGAACAAUAGCGCUGCCGGUGCAGCUUACAGCUGCGGAUUUGGUUUGCGGACGCAGUCCUUGCUGCUACUGCUGCUGCUCAUUGGACUCCAGCUGCUGGCGGAGACACAGUCAACGCCAUCGCCCUCAUCCAUGCAAUCGCCACAAAAGAGAGCUCAGAAGUUUCACAAGUGCUUCAGUGCCUAA
Drosophila grimshawi is the source of this 689-nucleotide messenger RNA. RefSeq lists its product as uncharacterized. NCBI's taxonomy places the organism in Eukaryota, Metazoa, Arthropoda, Insecta, Diptera, Drosophilidae. The transcript is spliced from 3 exons. The record is from RefSeq and is a predicted model, not a curated record. The coding region runs from base 315 to 689 and encodes 124 amino acids.